ACACACACACACACACAGAGUGACCGGACAGUGAUGACCUGAGAGGUGGACGACGAUCGAUGAUGAUCGAUGACUGAUCAAUCAAACUCCCACGCGGACUCACAGACAGACCAGAGACUCAGGCUCGCUCACAAUAUUGACUAUUAUUGAUUAAUGAUUGGCAGCUGCGGAGUUCAGCGCAUCAGAGCAGCAGCAGCGGGACUCUUUCUACUUUCUUCAUCCAUCCGUCUGUCCAUCACCUCUGUGAUGAAGACUCUUCUCAGCCCCUCUCAGCUCCUGGAGAGUGGGCAGAUCUUUGCCUUGGGAGGCAUGUGUCAGGAGAUGAUGGACACACCAACACCGAGAAGCAUCAGUCUUUCUGCUGCACAGACUCCAUCCCGAGGUCAAGGAGGGGCCUAUUCCCUGUGUGAAGUAUGUAACCUGCAGCUGACCUCUGAUGCUCAGGCCCAACUGCACUACAACGGCCGGUCUCACCUCCGGAGAGUGAGGCAGUGUCAGGCUGGAGAGACAGGACAGCGUACAGCAGGAACUCAGUCCCGGACUCUUCCUCUCAGCUCUCAGUCUGUAGCACUAACUCCAACCCCAAGUCUUAAUGCUCCAACAAGCAGAGCUGCAGGAGGUGGGUGUGGCUCAGUAGGCGGAGCAUUGCCGGGGCUGAUUGGGGCCACUGGUCCCUCAGUGAUGGUAAAACCAUUCCUGUCCUUUUCUGUCGAGACAACAUCACCGGUUGGACUUUUUCCAAACUUCAACACGAUGGACCCAGUACAGAAGGCCGUCAUCAACCACACUUUUGGCGUCACCAUGGUGCCCAAGAAGAAACAGGUCAUCUCAUGUAACGUCUGCCAACUGAGGUUUAACUCUGAUUCUCAAGCAGAGGCUCAUUACAGAGGCAGCCGUCACGCCAAGAAGGUCAAGUCACAGGAGAACAAGUCCAAGACCAAGCUGUCAAUCACUGCAGAGACCAAUGGGAGCGGCUCCAGUCCAGCUGGCCCCGCCCUUAAUAUGUCAGCCAACAGCAGCACCAAUCAGCACACAGAAUACUUUUCCAGCCUCUCUGACUCCUCAACUCCUCUCAAAUCUUUCCUCCUGCCCUCCUCCUCCUCCCCUCCCUCCUCAUCCUCACCGUCCUCUAGUAGAGCAGGCAGUGAGCCUCCUCCCUCCAGCCCUCCCUCAGCUCUCCCCGCUCCAAGCCCAAUAUCCUCUCCUUCUUUGUCUUCCACUUCUUCCAAAGCUUCUCCUCCUCCGCUUCCACCAGCCCCUGUCACCUCGUCUUCGCCCACUGCUCCUCCAUCCUCCCAGGAUGUUCCUGUCUCAGUGGAAUCCGAGGAGGAGAAGGCAAAGAAGCUGCUGUACUGCUCUCUUUGCAAAGUUGCUGUAAACUCUCUGUCUCAGCUGGAGGCUCAUAAUGCAGGUUCAAAGCACAAGACGAUGCUGGAGGCUCGGAGCGGUGCUGGGCCCAUCAAGGCUUACCCUCGACCCGGAGCAAAGCUGAAGAACGGCAGCAGCGUUGGAGUGAAAGGCUCUGGCCUGCAGAACAAAACCUUCCACUGUCAGAUUUGCGACGUCCAUGUCAACUCUGAGAUCCAACUCAAACAGCACAUCUCCAGCAGGAGGCACAAGGACAGAGUGGCAGGGAAACCCUGUAAACCCAAAUACAGUCCUUACAACAAACAGCAGCGAACCGUUCUCACAAAGGAGUUGGUCAAGCCCUCCCUCUCACCGUCCUUCCUCUCCUCUCCCUUCACCCCUUCACCCUCAUCUCUCGCCUCCUCCCUCUCGCUCCCUCCUUCCCCUCUCACAUCUCCUCCCCUCCUCAACACCGCCUCCUCCCCCCUCCCCACUGCCAUCUCUCUCCAUCCUCGCCCUCCAGCCUCAUCGCCUCUCUUCACAACCUCCUUCCUUCGUCCCGCUCCUGGACCAAUCAGAGCGAGCCAAGGAUCAAUUCUCUUUGCGCCCUAUUGAGGCAGCAAUGUGGAUCUGAACCAACAACCUCUGACCUCGAGUGCAUUGGAGCUGCAUAGGGAGAAAAGACCAGGAGACGAGUUGGCUCUGUCGUCACAGCUGCACUGAUGAAAACCUGCAUCCCUCUCUCCUGACUGGAUCAGAUGUCUCUCUCUUGGGUCUGAAACGAACUGAAGAAAACCUUUGACGGACCCAAGUCAAGCUGGAGGCUGAAAGAUUCCUGCAUAUACCACAAAACCAGGAGUUUGUAUUUUUGCAAAAACAUCCUGGAUUUCUCACAUUUUCUCAAGAGCAGCAACUCGUCGCGGUGACUUCUCAAAAAACUGCGGUGCUCAUUUUCUGUUUUUAGUUGUCAUCAUGAUGGUCCAGAAGGAAAAUGUAAUAAGGUAGUCAACUUGUGCAUGACAACAUGGGGAUAUUCACAAUUUCCGCCUUUCCGACUACCAAAAAAGGCUUUCAGUUCUCUGAAUCUGCUUCAAAUAAAACUGGAUUUUUAUUUUUCCUUUUAUCCAAUCCAAAAUUUGGGAGGAAUCACUCAGGAUGAAGACACAAAGACAUUUUAAUUUUCAUUGUAAUAUAUUCUUGACCCAGAGCCUGGUUUCCGGUCACGUUGAUUCUGUCUCAACAAAUGCCUGAAUAGAGAAUUCAUUCACUUCAAGACUUUUAUCUCAAGGGACAAGAAGCUCCUUCUGGAGGAGGAGCAGACCUCGCACACCAUUUUGAAAAAAUACUUUAAUGACUACUGCAAGUGCAAGAUGUCCUCCCUCAGAAGUCCCCAUGCUCAUGUUCAACUGGUUCUUAAUGUACAGCAUCUCGAGGCAAACAAACUACAAAGUGAAGAAAAAGAAAUAAAAGAAUAAGGAUUUAUUAUUGUAGCUGUUGACACAAGAAGAACAAAACCAGCAAUGUGUUUCGUAAUAUUUCUGCAUCUCUACCUUGUCAGUGGCAAUAACGGUUCCUACUGAAAACUAUCAAAACAGGUCAAAAAUACAGUGUGCAUUUUUCAUAGAACUCAUUUUUUGGGAGGAUUGUUUCAGUGUGAGUUCCAAAUUAUUUGUUUUUAAUAAUCUGUGUGUUUUGUGUGAUUGUUUGUCUUCAAAUUGUCUGAUCUUUAUGUUUCUUGUCUUUCCUGACUAGUCCAUUUCUGACGUCACCGUGACAAAAUAAGUUGCAGGAUCACUGCCAGAAUUCAAGAAAUAUAAAAGUCAAAGGUACAAGCAGCCCCAACAUGGAACACACACACACA
Molecule: messenger RNA, 3208 nt
Organism: Solea senegalensis (Senegalese sole)
Lineage: Eukaryota; Metazoa; Chordata; Actinopteri; Pleuronectiformes; Soleidae
Gene: znf385b
Product: zinc finger protein 385B
Exons: 11
Coding region: 154-1962 (602 amino acids)
Cellular component (GO): nucleus
Molecular function (GO): nucleic acid binding; zinc ion binding
Source: RefSeq, a predicted model, not a curated record